AUGAACGUCUUCCGCAGCAGCGCCAGCAGCAAUCAGAGCCCAAAGGCUGACACGGGCCCUCUGUUUGCGACCUACCUCCUCCCAAGCCUCAAGAUCCCCUUCUUCCGGCGCCGUCAGAGCUCGGCUACCGCCUCGUCCGCGGCGACCAGCAAUGAUGUGCCCUCGCUGAGCAGCUCGCCCACCUCGGCCAACUCCAUAGAUGACCUUCCAUUCUCCCCUACCACGAGCAUCCCCGGUGUCGAGACCUACUCCUUCCAUCUGGACGACGACAAACCGUCGUCCCACGCUCCCCAGCAACCGCCCCGCUCCCGUCGCAACUCGGACCGCGGCCGCCUGUCCCGACCUCUCCCCGACGUCCUCCGAUGCACCACCUGCGGCACAGACGUCGCCUACGGGCUGCAGGUCGUCUCGAAAGGCUUCACGGGCCGGCACGGCCGCGCCCUGCUCGUCUCGCCCCCUCUGCCGUCCUCGACCCCUUCCUGCCCCGGGCCGCCCAUCAGGAAUGGCUCGUACCCCUCCGCGAACCCGGCGUCGCCGCAGCACCCCAACCCCAGCUCGUACAGCUCGUACAGCUCGCUCGCGCGCGACGGGACCAACCUCGUCAACGUGGCCGUCGGCACGCCCGAGAAGCGCAGCCUCGUCACGGGCAUGCACGUCGUGGCCGACAUCACCUGCGCGACGUGCGGCGUCAAGAUCGGCUGGAAGUACGUCGACGCGAGGGAGCACGCGCAGAAGUACAAGGUCGGCAAGUUCAUACUCGAGACGGAGAGGGUCGCGCUUCACCGUACCUGGGAGGAUGCCGCGGACCAUGGUGACGACGGUGCGCCAAGGGGCCAUUUCUAUUCCUCUUCCGCGCCGGUCGAGUCUUUUGGCGGUGGGAGGAGGGCAUCCGGGCUCGGAGGCCGGCGCAAGGUGAGCUGUAGUUCCGAGGAGGCUGGUGUGGCUGAUGGCGGUGACCUCGAUGAAGAGGAUGAAGAGGACGGUAGUCUGGAGCAGAGCGACGGCGAGGUCAUGUUUGACUCGGAGGAUGAAGAUGAGUGUGAGGACAUCUUCGCUGGCACCUGGGAUGCCGCCACAGUUGCGCGGCGACGGGGGUCCAGGGUCGUUGGCAAUGGUGGUUAUACCAACGCUGCGAAGAAGGCUGGAGGCCGUCGCUGA
Molecule: messenger RNA, 1158 nt
Organism: Diaporthe citri
Lineage: Eukaryota; Fungi; Ascomycota; Sordariomycetes; Diaporthales; Diaporthaceae
Exons: 1
Coding region: 1-1158 (385 amino acids)
Source: RefSeq, a predicted model, not a curated record